Messenger RNA from Pyricularia pennisetigena, 459 nucleotides. RefSeq lists its product as uncharacterized. NCBI's taxonomy places the organism in Eukaryota, Fungi, Ascomycota, Sordariomycetes, Magnaporthales, Pyriculariaceae. The record is from RefSeq and is a predicted model, not a curated record. The coding region runs from base 1 to 459 and encodes 152 amino acids. The transcript has a single exon.
AUGCGCAAAAAGACAAAGACCACCGUCAUGGCCUCGCAACAAUCAAGCAAAGACGGCGAUCUUCAACUUGGAACCAAGGACGAGGACGCAAAGACCAAGGGCGAAGCCAAGACAGACAUCACGGACGGCUACGACAUGCUGGAGGACGAGUUUGUACAGGACAUGCUGCAGGGACACGACCAUACGAUCACGGACGGCUACGUUGAUUCGCCUUGGUCGCCGCCGCCAGAGGCGGUCGAGGCAAACAAGAGAAACAAGGGCGAGAAAAAGAAGAAGAGGAUGGGCUUUUGGAAAUCCAGGCGGAACAAAAACAAGAAGGAUGAUGAUGAUGACGAGGAGGAGGGGAAGGAUGUGGGCAAGGUGGACGACGGAUACAUGGAUAUCGCCAAGGAUUUCGUCUUUAGGCUGCUCGAUAUCAGUGGCAUCUCGGGCAAGUUGACUGGGCCUACGGAGAGGUGA